Solanum pennellii is the source of this 1391-nucleotide messenger RNA. RefSeq lists its product as uncharacterized. The coding region runs from base 277 to 1008 and encodes 243 amino acids. The transcript is spliced from 3 exons. The record is from RefSeq and is a predicted model, not a curated record. NCBI's taxonomy places the organism in Eukaryota, Viridiplantae, Streptophyta, Magnoliopsida, Solanales, Solanaceae.
UCAAGCUUUCAAGUUUGGUUUCGUUUCAAUCCUUUUGACAUUUUUGCUGCUAUUUAAAGUUAGGGGAUUUACUCUCUGUUUUUCGUCUUGAUUCGUUGUUUCGAUUAUUUUAGGUUAUAAAGAAAUUAAAUUAUAUGAGGAACUAUUGAACUCGAGUUUGAGUCUAAAAAACAUAUACUUGCUGGAUUCGGUUUUGUUAGAAGAGCAUUGCAUGAUUGAAGUCUCAGGUUCAAAUAUCAGCAGAGACGAAAAUAUAAAGGGUGGUUGCUAAGGAAUAUGACUGAACUUCUCUCCAUGGCCAUGGCCAUGGCUGUUGAUGAUGACAUGAAAGAUGACAGUGAUUCUCCGCUUGACCUCAUUUCUGUAGAUAGCAACAAGAGUGGAGAUGUGCUUUCACCUGAGGAUGUAGCAUGGGCUGACUCAUGCCUCAUUAAUGAUCUUGCUAUAUUGGACAACGGCAUGGAUUCUUUGAAACAUGUCUUACUGGACACUUUUCCUUCCCAAGCAAUCUUUUCUGCAGUGAUAAGGGAUGACUCUCCUCAAGACUCUCGUAUUGUCCCCUCCAUUGAAGAGACAGAAAUUUCAGGGAUUUUAGGUGACUCGAUUUAUGAUUUUUCUCCAAUUAAUGAACAAGAAGGGGACACUACUCGUCAUCUGAUAAAUAACAAAGAUCCAGAUAUUUUUUGGUCCAGAAUUAACUUAGAAAAUGUUUUUUCUUCCACCUAUAACGAGGACAUGAGAGUAGUUGAAGCCUCCGAUUCUGAAGUAGAUUCAGAGUUUUCAACAUUUGUUGAAGAAAAUUUAGAUGACGAUAUAUUCAAGGUCUGGGAACUUGACAUUCCCGAUGAGGAAGAUGGGCUUGUUAAACAGCUCAACAAAGCCCUUGUAGGAAGCUCCGUGGACUCCAUCCCUCCAGCUUCUGAAAAUGUUGAGGUACUGGUCAACAAGUUGGUUGAUGAUAUCGUUUCUGGCCUCGAUGACAUGUCAUUGAAUCCAACAACUGAUUAAGUUAUGUUGCAAAUCCAAAUUCUGAUCUGGAGCAUGCUGCUUUAGAUGCAAAGCUCGAGGUAGUUUGAAGAAAACUUCAACGAAUCCGUUUUGCAGCUUACUGUUUCUGACUUGAUUUCUCGUAUAAAGAGGUUGGCAUGUCUGUGCGUGGUCCAAGAAGGAAAGACGAUCAUAUUCGCUCAGGCAUAAAUUUGCAGAUGUUGCUCAAUGUUUUAGUUAUUUAGCUUGAUUAUUAAGUACAACUAGUAUAAGAAAACAGGUUUUUGUCCUUCAACUUUCCUUGUAUAUUGGUAUAUAGAUUACUUAGUUAAUGCUUUCCUUCCUUUUGAACUGGAGUCUGUUAGCUGAUACAAUAAAUGGGAUUUUAGAUUCGGUGCAUGAAA